Messenger RNA from Sapajus apella (tufted capuchin), 435 nucleotides. Its product is annotated as developmental pluripotency-associated 5 protein-like. The record is from RefSeq and is a predicted model, not a curated record. Gene Ontology annotation, molecular function: mRNA binding. The coding region runs from base 1 to 435 and encodes 144 amino acids. Lineage: Eukaryota; Metazoa; Chordata; Mammalia; Primates; Cebidae. Gene Ontology annotation, biological process: regulation of gene expression. Gene Ontology annotation, cellular component: cytoplasm. The transcript is spliced from 2 exons.
AUGGCGGUGUUGGGGAGUCAGGGGGUUACCUCUUUCCACGGGAAAUACCGUAUCCCACCGUGGGUGAAAGUUCCCGAAGACCUGAAAGAUCCAGAGGUGUUCCAGGUCCCGACGCGGCUGUUGGAAGCCAUCUUCGGCCGGGAAGGAUGUCGAAUCCCUUACAUCGAACAGGUGAGCAAGGCCAUGCUCAAGCUAAAGGCUCUGGAGUCUCCACACUUCACCAAGGUCGUGGUUUACGGCUCCUACAUAUAUAAGCUCCGGGCCAAGUGGAUGCUCCAGUCUGUGGCUGAGCGGCACUGCCAGCACCAGGAACGAGGGAUGCUCAAACUGGAGGAAACCAUGAAUGCCCUCGAACUGGGCCCUUGGAUGAAGCCAGCUUCCAGCCAGGAUGAAGGCCAGGAUGUAGAGAUUAGUUUGUGGCCAGAGCUGGAGUGA